Molecule: messenger RNA, 854 nt
Organism: Paramecium tetraurelia
Lineage: Eukaryota; Ciliophora; Oligohymenophorea; Peniculida; Parameciidae
Exons: 3
Biological process (GO): proton transmembrane transport; ATP metabolic process
Molecular function (GO): ATP binding
Source: RefSeq, a predicted model, not a curated record
AUGAGUCAUCAUCCUAAGGCACACGAUAUAGCUAAAGUCGCAGCCGCUAGGUUGAAUGCAGCUGCAGCUACAAGAAAUUAUAAUGUGACUCCAAGAGUGGAUUAUAGAACAGUGGUGAAGGUGGAUGGCCCACUAGUUAUUUUGGACAAUGUCAAGUUCCCAAGAUAUGCAGAAAUUGUUAAUGUUUGUUUGGGAGAUGGAUCAGUCAGAAAAGGAUAAGUGUUGGAAAUAGCUGGUAAGAAAGCAGUCGUACAGAUCUUUGAAGGCACUUCAGGUAUCGAUAAUUUGUACACACAUUGCGAAUUCACUGGUUCAACACUUUAAAUGCCAAUUUCUGAAGAAAUGCUUGGAAGAGCUUUCAACGGAUCAGGAGUUCCAAUUGAUAAAGGCCCCCCUGUUUUGGCUGAGGAAUUCUUAGAUAUUCAAGGAUAACCAAUUAAUCCAUUCUCUAGAGUUUAUCCUCAAGAAAUGAUUCAAACAGGUAUCUCAGCCAUCGAUUGUAUGAACUCAAUUGCCAGAGGAUAGAAGAUUCCAUUGUUCUCUGCUAAUGGUUUGCCUCAUAAUGAAAUAGGAGCUUAAAUUGUGCGUUAAGCUUCAUUAGUCAAGGGUAAAGAUGUUCUAGACCAUUCUGAUGAAAACUUUGCAGUUGUAUUUGGUGCUAUGGGUGUCAAUAUGGAAACAGCUAGAUUUUUCUAAACAGAUUUCGAAUAAAAUGGUUCAAUGGAAAGAGUCGUCUUGUUCAUGAACUUGGCUAAUGAUGCCAACAAUUGAAAGAAUUAUUACUCCAAGAUUGGCAUUAACAACAGCAGAAUAUUUGGCUUACGAAAAGGAAUUGCACGUGUUGGUUAUCUUAA